Molecule: messenger RNA, 2650 nt
Organism: Rhinichthys klamathensis goyatoka
Lineage: Eukaryota; Metazoa; Chordata; Actinopteri; Cypriniformes; Leuciscidae
Gene: mamdc2b
Product: MAM domain containing 2b
Exons: 14
Coding region: 88-2130 (680 amino acids)
Cellular component (GO): membrane
Source: RefSeq, a predicted model, not a curated record
GAGCGCCGGAUGAGAGAGAGAAGUCCAGAUCUCUUCUGCUGAAACGGGUCUUAGUUCAUCUUUGCAGGACAAACCGUUGGAGAGAAGAUGCUUUCACUCUACGUGCUGAGCUUGAUUGUGACAGCUAGAGCAGAGCUUUUGCCAGGCUCCUGUAGCUUUCGAGACAGCAUAUGUGACUAUAUGUCCGACCCAGGCUUCCUCAGCUGGACCCUCGACCCGUCCGGACACUUCAUCACAGUUGAGGAGCGCGUCCAGGAGGACCAGGGAAAGGCGGUUCUUUUGGGUCCAGAUGUGGAUGAGCAGGACUGGAGCUGUUUCAGGAUGGUGUAUCAGGUCACAGCCGGCGCUUCCCUGCAGGUGCAGAAGCGCACAGACGGAGAGAGUUUCGAUCAGGUGCUCUGGACGACACAAAGCCCGUCUGACAGCUGGCUCAUCGCCAGCAUUGACCUCCAGAACUCUACAGAAACAUUUAAGAUUGUCCUUGAAGGCAAACUAGGAGAAGAAGAAGGCAGCAGCGUGUCCAUCUACGAGAUAAAGAUCUCUGACAAAUACUGUAUAGAGUGUGACUUUGAAGAAGCUCACCUGUGUGGAUACACAAACCAGAGGAACAGAUAUAUGAACUGGCGUGUGGGACGAUCAGAGGACGGUGCACUGAUAGAUGGGACAGGUCAGUACAUGUAUGUGGACUCUACCGACACUAAAAGCUUCCAGGAGGUGGCCGAGCUGGUGUCUCCCAUGACCACAGUGCCCAUGUCGGGCUGCUUGAGCUUCCAGUACCAGCGGGAUCACGCCGGGGACCAUCUGUUCUCCCUCUUCACCAGGGAUCAGGCUGGACAAUAUCAGGAACUGUGGAGAGCUGAUCUAGCUGAGAACAACCAUGUGGACUGGAGUCCAGAAGCCAGGGUCUGGAUACCUGUACAAGUGGACCUGAAAGCUCCAUAUCCUAUUGAGUUGGUGUUUGAGGGGGCGUUCAACAGUCCUCACGGAGGAGACGUGCUUCUCGAUGACAUUUCCUUCUCUCCAGAGUUCUGUCACGCAGGCACAGAGCCAACAUUUGAUCCAUCUAUUGCAAACUGUGACUUUGAGUCAGGAUAUUGUCAGUAUGUCCAGACACUGAUGGGUAGUCCACUGUGGAGGAGAGUGUCUGUCAAGCCCAACAUCUACAACGCUGGAGACCAUACGACAGGAGCAGGAUCCUUUUUGUUGGCAAACUCUCGCUCCAGUUUACAGUCUGGACACAUCAGCCGUUUGCUUGGCCCGCCACUGCCAGGGAAUCAGAAAUACUGCCUGAAGUUCUUCUACUCCCUGCGAGGUCUUAGUGGAACAGAUCAAGUCCUCUCCGCGUAUCUGUAUUACAGAGACGGUACUAAACAAGAGCAAAUAUGGAGCCAGAAUGAGAAGAUAAGAAAUGUUUGGAUUGCAGUUGAACUGACCAUUCAAAGUCAGAAGAAUGCUCAGGUGGUUUUCAUCAGCACAUGCAAAAAUGUUUGGAGUUGUGGUUCUGUUGGUCUCGAUGACAUUAAAGUCACCCUUGGGGAUUGCGCACUGUUAGCAUCUUCUCUGUCAGUCCCGUCUCACUGUGACUUUGAGACUGGUCUCUGUGGAUACACUCAGGAUAAGGAAGGAGACUCAGGCGACUGGAUGCUGGCCAGAGGACCCACACCAACAUCUUACACUGGUCCGAGAGGAGACCACACCACUGGAGGGGGUCAUUAUUUGCACAUCGAGGCGUCCGUGAUGCUGCCCGGACACAAAGCGCGCCUCUUGUCCAGCUCUCUGCGCGGCUCUAGAGAACCACAGUGCUUGCAGUUCUACUACCAUAUGUAUGGGUCAGGGAUUGGCCAGCUGAGUGUAUACCUCCAGACUGGACAAGAAAAUGAGGACAAAUUAUUGUGGACGAGCCACGGAGAACAGGGCAUCUCCUGGCUCAGAGCAUCCAUAAACUACCAAUAUGACCAACACCACCAGAUUGUGUUUGAAGCCACCAGGGGUGCAUCAGUAAGGAGUGAUAUUGCAAUCGAUGAUGUUAUUUUUGAAAGGGGAAUAUGCAGAGAAUAUACUGAUAACCAUAUCCCCCAUCUGAGCCUCUCUGGAAAUAAUAAUGAUAUUCAGUCAAUGACUUUUAAAUAAAGAGAGAAAGAAAAGAAUGAUGAAGAGAGAAAACAUAAACCGUGUGGAGUGCAGUGUUCUGUGAGGAUGAACGGGAGGGGACGGCUGCAUUAUGACCAUAUCUGAUCACCUGCAAACUUUUCUUGUGUAUUUGACUUAUGAACCAUUGGUUCAUUCCUGUUAUGCAGUUCCUCAUGCCUGUAUCUUAAUACAUUGAAUACAUCGUUAAAGACGGAAACCAUAUUAGUCACCUUAGGAAGCCCUUUAAAGAUGUCUUAUUUGCUUGUUUUAAUUUGUACUUCUGGAGAUCAGCAUGCAAAUCUGGUGAUUUUUUUUUUUUUUUUGUCAUUUAAAACUGAAAAUUUAAGAGAUUCCUAUUUGAAUAUGUGUAUAAAUGUUAGCCCUUCAUUAUAUGUAAGGGUGUAAUAUGGACUGUCCAUAUCUGAUUAUCAUAUUCUUUUGGCCGACUGACUGUACAUUAUCUUGCCUGUUACACAUCUACCGAAAUACAUAAAUAAAAAUAAAGUGACAUGAAAAAUUA